This is a messenger RNA of Poecilia reticulata (guppy), 3938 nucleotides long. RefSeq names its product chloride channel, voltage-sensitive 1b (gene clcn1b). Gene Ontology annotation, molecular function: voltage-gated chloride channel activity. Gene Ontology annotation, cellular component: plasma membrane. NCBI's taxonomy places the organism in Eukaryota, Metazoa, Chordata, Actinopteri, Cyprinodontiformes, Poeciliidae. Gene Ontology annotation, biological process: chloride transport; transmembrane transport. The record is from RefSeq and is a predicted model, not a curated record.
GGUAGGGAGGGUGCUGCAGGAGCAACAAGUUCUGUGUGUGUGUUAUUAGGUGUCUGCAGUUCUAAUAAAGGAAAGCGCUGUGUCCCUCUCUGCCUCAUCAGAUGGCUUUGCUCUGCUUUGUCUGUCCGUCUCAUUUCUGUCUGUCAGUCCUGAAGUGGAGCCGGGCCGCUCACAGCCGCUGGAGCGUCAGGAGAGGAGCGCCUUCACCAGUCGUCUGUUAGUGUUUCGCUCUCCUCAGCCAGGAGACCAAGAAGCAGAAGAUGUUUGUGUGUUCAUUUGACCUGGUGUGCAGAGUGUACGUAUAAGACUGCGCGGUGCAUGGUGUUUGCCAACGCCGUUGGAAAUGCUGGGGUGUCCAGCGAGGUUAUUUUUGGAUCAGUGACAGCGCGUCAAUGGCUGCAGAUGCGUCGCAAAGGAAGGCUCUGAGAUACCAGCAGACCCUGCUGUACGGGGAGUACAGGGAGCAGCUUGGAAACUUCGCCCGACGGGAGGCCGCCCGCCUGCUGACAGAGAGACAAUGGAGAAGACAAGCCGGGGAAAACACCUCAGCCACGGGCCGCAGAGGCCUCGGCCGGCGGCAUCACCUCCAUCAGAACCCUGCCAUCUUGGAGUCGCAUCAAAGCCACAACUCCUCCACCAAGAAGCCUCAGCCCUACUCCAAAUGCCAGGACUGCUUGGCUCGAGUGAGGCGGUAUAUUGUGACGAAGAUGGGGGAGGACUGGAUAUUUUUGAUCCUUCUGGGUCUGACUAUGGCUCUGGUCAGCUGGAGCAUGGACUACGCCAGUGCCAAGAGUCUACAAGCCUACAAAUGGAUACAUGGAGAACUUAAGGGCAAUGUGCCGCUGCAGUACCUCGCCUGGGUUACAUAUCCCAUAAUCCUCGUCGUUUUUGCGUCGCUCUUCUGUCAUCUGGUUUCCCCUCAGGCCAUCGGUUCUGGCAUCCCAGAGCUCAAAACCAUCCUGAGAGGCGUAGUCCUGAAAGAGUACCUGACCCUCAAAGCCUUCAUAGCUAAAGUCAUCGGCCUGACUGCUGCUCUCGGCAGCGGGAUGCCAGUGGGCAAAGAGGGUCCGUUUGUCCACAUAGCCAGUAUCUGUGCGGCGGUGCUGAGUCGAUUCAUGUCCAUUUUCUCUGGAGUGUACGAGAACCCAUAUGGUUACACAGAUAUACUGACUGUCGGCUGUGCCGUGGGGGUGGGAUGCUGUUUCGGCACUCCACUGGGAGGGGUGCUGUUCAGUAUUGAGGUCACGUCUACCUACUUUGCUGUGAGGAAUUACUGGCGGGGAUACUUUGCUGCCACAUUCAGUGCCUUCAUAUUCAGGGUGCUUUCUGUGUGGAACAAGGAUGCUGUCACAAUCACAGCUCUAUUCAAAACCAACUUCAGGAUGGAUUUCCCCUUUGACCUGCAGGAGUUACCAGCAUUUGCAAUCAUCGGGAUCUCCUGCGGCUUUUUGGGAGCGUUCUUUGUUUACUUAAACAGACAGGUGGUUCUCUUCAUGAGAAGACCAACAGCUCUCACACGCUUUCUAACCAAACACCGUUUGAUCUACCCAGGCGCGGUGACGCUGAUCAUCGCCACCUUCACGUUUCCUCCUGGGUUUGGGCAGUUCAUGGCUGGAGAGCUGAUGCCCAGAGAGUGCAUCAACUCUCUUUUUGAUAAUUUCACCUGGACCAAAAUCUCCGACCCGGCCGCUGCCCCCGGCCUCGGCCGCUCUGCCGCUUGGCUGCAUCCUCAUGUCAGCGUCUUCCUCAUCCUUCUCCUCUUCUUCGUCAUGAAGUUCUGGAUGUCAGCAGUUUCCACCACGAUGCCUAUCCCCUCUGGCGCCUUCAUGCCGGUCUUCAUUUUGGGAGCUGCUUUCGGCCGCCUCGUCGGGGAGAUCAUGGCCACUCUUUUCCCGAACGGGAUACUGUUCGAUGGAAUAGUUUACCGCAUCCUGCCAGGAGGCUACGCUGUGAUCGGAGCUGCGGCCAUGACCGGCGCCGUCACUCACACGGUCUCCACGGCGGUAAUCUGCUUUGAGCUGACUGGUCAAAUCUCCCACAUCUUACCCAUGAUGGUGGCGGUCAUCCUGGCCAACAUGGUGGCCCAGGGUCUGCAGCCGUCUCUGUACGACUCCAUCAUCCAGGUCAAGAAGCUGCCCUACCUGCCUGAGCUGGCUCUCGGGCACAUCAGCAAGUAUAACAUCUUUGUGGAGGACAUCAUGGUGCGCAAAGUGAAAUUCUUGUCCUCCCAAUCCACUUUUCGGGAAUUAAACCACCUGUUGGAAAGCACAACGUUGAAAACGAUCCCGCUGGUUGACUCUAAAGAAUCCAUGAUCCUUCUCGGCUCGAUUGAGAGGACGGAGCUUCAGGCUGUCUUAGACUGGUGGCUCUCUCCAGAAAGACGAGUCUUUGAAAGAGGUCCCAGUUCACCGGGCCAAGGCUCCAAACUCAGCUGGGAGUCCUUCAGCUUCGUAGAUGAGGAGGGAGAAGAAAGCAGUGACAAGGCUGUCACUCCUGUGCAAGAAGGAUGUAACGGACCCAUCCCGGCCCCAGACCCCCAGGACCCGGCCACCAACCACACAGGAUCAGACAAACGCAAGCUGUCGUCUGUCAGGAGGACCCUUCAGAGACUUUUCUCCUCGUCGUCCUCGUCAGGCCAGACCGAAACUCAGGAAGACGUGCCUCCUCCACUCACUGACACCAUGUCCCCCGAGGAGAUCAAAGCUUGGGAAGAGGAAGAACUGGACAAACCAGUCGACAUGGAGGAGAUACGCAUAGACCCCUCCCCGUUUCAGCUGGUGGAAAGGACGUCGUUGCACAAGACACACACUUUGUUCUCCCUGCUGGGUCUCAGUCACGCCUACGUCACCAGCAUCGGGAAGCUGGUGGGAGUCGUGGCACUCAAAGAGCUGCAGAAGGCCAUAGAGGGCUCGACUCGCAGCGGCGUGCGGCUUCGUCCCCCUCUGGCCAGCUUCAGAGACGCCAGCAGGAAAACCAAGAAGCACCAGGCUCCCUCGUCCUCCGCCGCUUCCUCUCCCACGCGGGACAGAGACCUGUGGGGAGAGGGGAGCCGAAGAGAGAGCGAGAUGCUGAGGAGGGAGUCCAGGGACAAUUCCCGGGGAAAGACUCCGUCUCUUAGAGGAGCUCCCGGGUCUGAAGCGGUCCCCUCGCCUCCCGGCAGCGCAGGGAGCAGCAGCGGGAGCUCCGCCAAGGCGAGAGGAGCAGAGGGAGUGUCUCAGGAGGCUGCGUCCCCUUCAACCUCCUCCUCCUCCUCCUCCUCCUCACCCUCAUCCUCCCCGUCGCCUCCCAUGUCCCCCAUGUCGCAUACGAGCCCGGUCCUCACACUGUCCUCCCUGCAGGAGGAGAGGGAGAGUGAGGAGUCGGAUGAACAAUUGUAAGAGAGCCAGGGAGGAAACGUGGAGAAGGAACUUUACUUUUUUUUGUGAUUUCACUCCUUCUCGUCAGAGACAGAACAGUCUGAACGGAGGAGCCGAGCUUCCUGCAGCCCUUAACGACUCUCAGCCACCGGGACGAAGUGGUUUACAAUGAACCCGUCUUGAAACAUUUAGUCCUGGAUAGUUUUUAUUUUGUUCUAUUUUCACAGAAAUCUCGCUUUUUCACUUCUGAAUCUCAGGUGUCUUCCUGUUUCCUUUGAACUGCAAACAGCAACAAAUCACGGAUGUUUCACCUCCGUCCAAAUCCGAGGUGGAUGGAGAUGAAUCUGUCCGGUUCAUUAUGUACAUGUGAGCUAUAAUGACAGCUAUGAACUGUGCAAUAAUGAAUUAAUUAAAAACUGAAUUAAUUUGGUCAAACGGUCAGAGAUCAUGCAUUUAAAGUUAAUAGAUUUUUUUUUAAAAAAGCACAUUUAAAACGCUAAAGUAAAUUCAUCUUAUAUGUUAAAUAUUCAAAUCAUUGUUACAAGUUUCUAAUUUGUAAAAUAAAUAAAUUCUUAUAUUGUC